AUGGCUGAAACUCCUAUGCUUACAAGCAAAACAUUCAAGGCCACCAUCUACCUCUUAUUCUUGUCCAUCAUCUUCACUUGUGCCAAUUCAGCAAGAGUCCUUGAUGAGGUGGAAGCACAACCUCAAGUUGUUGGUGACAUACCUCAGCCAUUGAACCCCACAGCUACAAUUGUCCCUCCUAACACUUUGCCAAGUGGCCAAGUCCCUGCUGUCACCCCAAGUGGCCCGGACGAUGAUAAUGCUGAUCCACCACUCCCUGAAGCUCCAGCCGCCGUGGCACCUCCUGCUGCUGAUGAGGAACCACUAGCUACUCCUGCAGCACCUAUUGUUGGUGUGGCACCAAUAGCUAGUAGCACUGCCACAUCAGUGACAACUGGGCCAGGAGCGGCAGUGGCCACAAGUGCCACAGCGGCAAAACCUGGUCUAAAUGAUCCUGUAUUGUCCUUUUUUAUGCAUGACAUCUUAGGUGGAUCCCACCCAUCAGCCAGGGUGGUAACUGGUAUCAUUGCCAACUCAGAAAUCAGUGGCAUCCCUUUCUCCAAGACCAACAAUGAUCUUUUCCCAAUCCAAGGAGCAGCCCCACUCCUAAAUGGUAACAACAUAAACAAUCUCAAAAACAUUAACAACCUCAUUAACUCGAACAACGUCCCUUUCCUAACAGGCCUAACUGGUGCCCAAACUAAUGCUAUUCUACAAAACACUGGUGACAACAACAAUGUUCUCAAUGGCAACAACCAACCUUUUGUCACAGCUGGACAGCUCCCACCUGGCUCUCUUCAAAGACUCAUGUUUGGCUCCAUAACUGUCAUAGACGAUGAAUUAACUGAAGCCCAUGAGUUGGGGUCAGCUGUACUAGGCAAAGCGCAAGGGUUUUACUUGGCUAGCUCUUUGGAUGGUACUAGCCAAACCAUUGCUUUGACUGUUCUAUUGCAUGGCAGUGAACAUGGUCAUGAACUUGAGGAUACCAUUAGUUUCUUUGGUGUUCAUAGGACCGUGUCGCUGGAGUCACAGAUUGCAGUGGUUGGUGGAACUGGGAAGUAUGAGAAUGCUAGAGGGUAUGCCACGGUUGAGACUCUUCACCAGGAGGAUCAGCACAUAACAGAUGGUGUGGAUACAAUCCUACAUUUCAAUGUUUACCUCACUGACUGA
This is a messenger RNA of Durio zibethinus, 1149 nucleotides long. NCBI's taxonomy places the organism in Eukaryota, Viridiplantae, Streptophyta, Magnoliopsida, Malvales, Malvaceae. The record is from RefSeq and is a predicted model, not a curated record.